This is a messenger RNA of Puccinia triticina, 552 nucleotides long. RefSeq lists its product as uncharacterized. The transcript is spliced from 2 exons. The record is from RefSeq and is a predicted model, not a curated record. The annotation marks the transcript as partial. Lineage: Eukaryota; Fungi; Basidiomycota; Pucciniomycetes; Pucciniales; Pucciniaceae.
AUGUCUCAAUCUUCUCUUCCCAUUGCCAAAGCCGAGUCACCUGAUAUGGAGGUUGUUAUGAUCAAAUGCCUCAAAGACGGCUGCCAAGAUAGUUUCCCCAGUCUCAACGAUGUCAAGAAGCACCAACGAAUCACUCAUCAGGCCCAAGUAUCUUGUACUAUCUUUGGGACCAAAGACACUGUCAAACUAACCCGGCAAUCCAACGACAUGUCCACUUGCCCAACGGAAGGCUGCAAUCAUCAGACCAAGGAUCCAGUCAACAUGCAAAACCAUGUCAAGCGUUGCAACCACGAAACUGUUCAAGCCCCACGAGUGAUGCCGGUCCCUCCACCUGAUGAUGCCACCCUGGUCCCCAUUGGGAAUCAAGUCAUUGUCAUCCCAGAAUACACGAGCUUGGCCUACAACAGUUACGCCCAAGUCCUCUUGUGCCAAAAAUGCAAUCAAGGCAUUAUCCCGAACGAGGUCGAGUCUCACAUGGCCCGAGCACACCACGAGAAGGUCCUAGCCAAUGACCUGCACCGCGACUUCCUCAAGCAUAAUAUAACUCUACCA